Molecule: messenger RNA, 7055 nt
Organism: Gigantopelta aegis
Lineage: Eukaryota; Metazoa; Mollusca; Gastropoda; Neomphalida; Peltospiridae
Product: F-box only protein 3-like
Exons: 12
Coding region: 489-1742 (417 amino acids)
Molecular function (GO): protein binding
Source: RefSeq, a predicted model, not a curated record
CAGGGCUCUGUGUUUAUUUUGGUUUUCAUGAAUUUGUAUCAAAUGCAAAACGAAAUGGAAAAUUGUAAAACAAACAACUGAAUGGAUAUUUGCUGAAUUUUAGACAAAUAUGUUUGAAAUCGAUAAAUAAGUCGUAAAAUUUAUAUAUCGGGGGGUAACGGGAGGAAAUAUUACCCAAACCUGAAACACAUUUGGAUACGGUUACAAUUGAGUGAAACAUGAGUCUGUGACAUUGAAAUGGUGAAAUACCCUCUAAAAACGAAAUAAAACUCGACUCAAUAACUGUUUCUUCUCGGACGCACGUGUUUUUUUUAAAAUAUGAGAAAUGCAUUUUGUGAUAUUAAAACCACCAGGAUGACCAAAAACACUUUGAAUGUACGGAAAUGGAUCAUCUAAACCAUAAAAUCUAAGUCACAUGGCAGCUGUUGUUGAUGAUGGACAUCUUGAAUAUUACACCUGGAAACAUCACCUGCUGACGAGUUGCCAGGAUGGAAGAUAGGACCGAAACGAGUACACCGCGCUUGUUGAAUCUUCCCUCGGAGACACUUUUACCCAUACUGUCACAUCUUAAUUUUGAUGACUUGAAAAGAUGUUCGGAGGUAUGUCGUCACCUGAAUGAACUCACCAAUGAUGAUGCUUUAUGGAAACAACAGUGCCACAUUCACUUCCUUCUUCAAACAUGUCCUAAGGAAAUCACUUGGAAGCAGCAAUUUCUCAACUACUUCACAGACUAUGGCUGCUGUAUAGAGCAGUAUAAAAAGGUUCGUCUGGCAUGGAACAAAAUUGAGGAGAUAAUACAGACACUGGAUCGACAGCUAGCUCCACAGUUGAACGGACCUGCAACAGAGGAUGAAAUACGAGCAGCAGAGAGCAGGAUGGGCUGCAGGUUCCCUGAUGAUCUUCGGUGUUCACUGAAACUACACAAUGGUCAGAGUGAGGAAGGCUUUGGACUCUGUGGAUGUAUCACUGUGUCAAGCUAUUUCCAGUCAGAAAAAUUACUGGAUUGUGACAUCAUGGCUAACUUUUUUAUGGAAGGAGGGGGAAAAGCCCUGGGCUGUGUGCCGAUCUCGUUUUGUAACAUGGCGCGGUGUUCUCAGCUGCUGGCAAUUCUUCCAACCGGAGGAUUCGAGUUGGGUCAGGUCUUCUACCUGGUGCCAGACAGCAGAUCAGACGAAGAUUUCGAUCAGUUUAUAACCGCCUCCUCAUAUGCAGAAUGGAUAACGGAGCUGGCUGACAGUCUCAGUGAUGUUUUCCCCAAAAUCCAAGGCAGUCACUUUCGCUUUGUUAAUGAUCCAAGCUGUGUCGCUGUCACGGACGAGGUUUUCACGGUGAAGGUUGCCACGUGUUUUAUAGCUGACCUCAGUAGUGUUCAUCCCCCGAACUUCCAGUACUCCUACAGAAUAACAAUGUCGAUGGCUGCCGAUGCUAGCCGCGACCUGUCCUGCCAGCUGGAGACUCGACACUGGGUGAUCACGGAUGAGGAUGGGAGGGAGGAGUACGUGGAUGGACCCGGAGUAGUUGGCGAGUUUCCGACCAUGACGCCGGGCAGUGAGUACUCCUGGGUCAGUUGUACAGCCUUCAGCACCACCUACGGCAACAUGAAAGGUUACUUCUCCAUGCGCAACCUUAAAACGGGUGACAGAGUCAACAUCGAAUGUCCGUGUUUCCAUAUGAAAUGUUUGCCUUAUGAACAUGCUCAACAGAGAAGAGAAAGACUGCUGGAGUUGAAGAAAGAAGUUUGACAUCGGUUGUAGUCUUCAUGUCACUUAUUGUCACUCGGGUGUGCAAUAAUCUUUUUCAGGCAUUCCUCGAUAAAUUACAUAUUUCAUUGCACAAACAGACCAGCUUGAAUAGCAACCACAUUGAAUGUGACACAUGACAGGGUUGUUUGUACAGAUCACAGUUUGUAUACCACACUACAUGACAUGGUUGUGAACACAGAUCACAGCUUGUAUACCACAUUGUACAUGACACGGUUGUGUGUACAGAUCACAGCUUGUAUACUACACUGUACAUGACAUGGUUGUGUGUACAGAUCACAGCUUGUAUACUACACUGUACAUGACAUGGUUGUGUGUACAGAUCACAGCUUGUAUACUACACUGUACAUGACAUGGUUGUGUGGACAGAUCACAGUUGUGUGGACAGAUCACAGCUUCUAUACUACUCUGUACAUGACAUGGUUGUGUGUACAGAUCACAGCUUGUAUACUACACUGUACAUGACAUGGUUGUGUGUACAGAUCACAGCUUGUAUACUACACUGUACAUGACAUGGUUGUGUGUACAGAUCACAGUUGUGUGUACAGAUCACAGCUUGUAUACCACACUGUACAUGACAUGGUUGUGUGUACAGAUCACAGCUUGUAUGUCACACUGUACAAUAAAUGGUUGUGUGUAUAGAUCACAGCUUGUAUACUACACUGUACAUGACAUGGUUGUGUGUACAGAUCACAGCUUGUAUACCACACUGUACAUGACAUGGUUGUGUGUACAGAUCACAGUUGUGUGUACAGAUCACAGCUUGUAUACCACACUGUACAUGACAUGGUUGUGUGUACAGAUCACAGCUUGUAUACCACACUGUACAUGACAUGGUUGUGUGUACAGAUCACAGUUGUGUGUACAGAUCACAGCAUGUAUACCACACUGUACAUGACAUGGUUGUGUGUACAGAUCACAGUUGUGUGUACAGAUCACAGCUUGUAUGCCACACUGUACAAUACAUGGUUGUGUGUACAGAUCACAGCUUGUAUACCACACUGUACAUGCCAUGGUUGUGUGUACAGAUCACAGUUGUGUGUACAGAUCACAGCUUGUAUACCACACUGUACAUGACAUGGUUGUGUGUACAGAUCACAGUUGUGUGUACAGAUCACAGCUUGUAUACCACACUGUACAUGACAUGGUUGUGUGUACAGAUCACAGUUGUGUGUACAGAUCACAGCUUGUAUACCACACUGUACAUGACAUGGCUGUGUGUACAGAUCACAGUUGUGUAUACAGAUCACAGCUUGUAUACUACAAUGUACAUGACAUAGUUGUGUGUACAGAUCACAGUUGUGUGUACAGAUCACCGCUUGUAUGCCACACUGUACAAUACAUGGUUGUGUGUACAGAUCACAGCUUGUAUACCACACUGUACAUGACAUGGUUGUGUGUACAGAUCACAGCUUGUAUGCCACACUGUACAAUACAUGGUUGUAUGUACAGAUCACAGCUUGUAUGCCACACUGUACAAUACAUGGCUGUGUGUACAGAUCACAGCUUGUAUACCACACUGUACAAUACAUGGAUGUGUGUACAGAUCACAGUUGUGUGUACAGAUCACAGCUUGUAUACCACACUGUACGUGACAUGGUUGUGUGUACAGAUCACAGUUGUGUGUACAGAUCACAGCUUGUAUACCACACUGUACAUGACAUGGCUGUGUGUACAGAUCACAGUUGUGUGUACAGAUCACAGCUUGUAUGCCACACUGUACAAUACAUGGUUGUGUGUACAGAUCACUGCUUGUAUGUCACACUGUACAAUACAUGGUUGUGUGUACAGAUCACAGCUUGUAUACCACACUGUACAUGACAUGGUUGUGUGUACAGAUCACAGUUGUGUAUACAGAUCACAGCUUGUAUACUACAAUGUACAUGACAUGGUUGUGUGUACAGAUCACAGUUGUGUGUACAGAUCACAGCUUGUAUGCCACACUGUACAAUACAUGGUUGUGUGUACAGAUCACAGCUUGUAUACCACACUGUACAUGACAUGGUUGUGUGUACAGAUCACAGCUUGUAUGCCACACUGUACAAUACAUGGUUGUAUGUACACAUCACAGCUUGUAUGCCACACUGUACAAUACAUGGCUGUGUGUACAGAUCACAGCUUGUAUACCACACUGUACAAUACAUGGAUGUGUGUACAGAUCACAGUUGUGUGUACAGAUCACAGCUUGUAUACCACACUGUACGUGACAUGGUUGUGUGUAAAGAUCACAGUUGUGUGUACAGAUCACAGCUUGUAUACCACACUGUACAUGACAUGGCUGUGUGUACAGAUCACAGUUGUGUGUACAGAUCACAGCUUGUAUGCCACACUGUACAAUACAUGGAUGUGUGUACAGAUCACAGCUUGUAUGCCACACUGUACAAUACAUGGCUGUGUGUACAGAUCACAGCUUGUAUGCCACACUGUACAAUACAUGGCUGUGUGUACAGAUCACAGCUUGUAUACCACACUGUACAAUACAUGGAUGUGUGUACAGAUCACAGUUGUGUGUACAGAUCACAGCUUGUAUACCACACUGUACGUGACAUGGUUGUGUGUAAAGAUCACAGUUGUGUGUACAGAUCACAGCUUGUAUACCACACUGUACAUGACAUGGCUGUGUGUACAGAUCACAGUUGUGUGUACAGAUCACAGCUUGUAUGCCACACUGUACAAUACAUGGAUGUGUGUACAGAUCACAGCUUGUAUGCCACACUGUACAAUACAUGGCUGUGUGUACAGAUCACAGCUUGUAUGCCACACUGUACAAUACAUGGCUGUGUGUACAGAUCACAGCUUGUAUGUCACACUGUACAAUACAUGGUUGUGUGUAUAGAUCACAGCUUGUAUACUACACUGUACAUGACAUGGUUGUGUAUACAGAUCACAUCUUGUAUACCACACUACAUGACAUGGUUGUGUGUACAGAUCACAGUUGUGUGUACAGAUCACAGCUUGUAUACCACACUGUACAUGACAUGGUUGUGUGUACAGAUCACAGUUGUGUGUACAGAUCACAGCUUGUAUACCACACUGUACAUGACAUGGUUGUGUGUACAGAUCACAGUUGUGUGUACAGAUCACAGCAUGUAUACUACAAUGUACAUGACAUGGUUGUGUGUACAGAUCACAGCUUGUAUGCCACACUGUACAAUACAUGGUUGUGUGUACAGAUCACAGCUUGUAUACCACACUGUACAUGACAUGGUUGUGUGUACAGAUCACAGUUGUGUGUACAGAUCACAGCUUGUAUACCACACUGUACAUGACAUGGUUGUGUGUACAGAUCACAGUUGUGUAUACAGAUCACAGCUUGUAUACUACAAUGUACAUGACAUGGUUGUGUGUACAGAUCACAGUUGUGUGUACAGAUCACAGCUUGUAUGCCACACUGUACAAUACAUGGUUGUGUGUACAGAUCACAGCUUGUAUGCCACACUGUACAAUACAUGGUUGUGUGUACAGAUCACAACUUGUAUACCACACUGUACAUGACAUGGUUGUGUGUACAGAUCACAGCUUGUAUGCCACACUGUACAAUACAUGGUUGUAUGUACAGAUCACAGCUUGUAUGCCACACUGUACAAUACAUGGCUGUGUGUACAGAUCACAGCUUGUAUACCACACUGUACAAUACAUGGAUGUGUGUACAGAUCACAGUUGUGUGUACAGAUCACAGCUUGUAUACCACACUGUACGUGACAUGGUUGUGUGUACAGAUCACAGUUGUGUGUACAGAUCACAGCUUGUAUACCACACUGUACAUGACAUGGCUGUGUGUACAGAUCACAGUUGUGUGUACAGAUCACAGCUUGUAUGCCACACUGUACAAUACAUGGUUGUGUGUACAGAUCACUGCUUGUAUAUCACACUGUACAAUACAUGGUUGUGUGUACAGAUCACAUCUUGUAUGCCACACUGUACAAUACAUGGAUGUGUGUACAGAUCACAGCUUGUAUACCACACUGUACAUGACAUGGUUGUGUGUACAGAUCACAGUUGUGUAUACAGAUCACAGCUUGUAUACUACAAUGUACAUGACAUGGUUGUGUGUACAGAUCACAGUUGUGUGUACAGAUCACAGCUUGUAUGCCACACUGUACAAUACAUGGUUGUGUGUACAGAUCACAGCUUGUAUGCCACACUGUACAUGACAUGGUUGUGUGUACAGAUCACAGCUUGUAUGCCACACUGUACAAUACAUGGCUGUGUGUACAGAUCACAGCUUGUAUGCCACACUGUACAAUACAUGGCUGUGUGUACAGACCACAGCUUGUAUGCCACACUGUACAAUACAUGGCUGUGUGUACAGACCACAGCUUGUAUGCCACACUGUACAAUACAUGGCUGUGUGUACAGACCACAGCUUGUAUGCCACACUGUACAAUACAUGGUUGUGUGUACAGAUCACAGCUAGUUGUGGUUCAAAACAUUUUUGACAGCUAUUCUUAUUCAUUAAAAAAUAUAUUUAUAAUAAUAUGGAUAAUAAAGAAAUCAUUACACUCAUGUGUGUGUUAUAUUGAUUUUACAAAACUCUGUCAGGAUUUAUGUUUUAACCUUGCUCUCGCUCAGGCAGUACAAGAAUCCUGACACUCGUUUCGUAUAACAAUCUAUCUACUCCAUUGUAAAUAUCUUCCGAGUAAAGUAAGAUGAAAAGUAAUAAAGUGGGAAAAAAGUGCUGUUUAUUUAAAACUUCAGGAAUAAUAUGUUAUAGUGGUCUAAUUUGAGACCUAGUAAUUAUUUGUUCAGUGAAUGGUACUGAACCAUAUUAUUGUGGUGAUGGUGUGGACUGGUGUACGAUCUUAUCUUAAAGACUCCACAUGAAGUGUUUGUGUUCUCCAUUUCAUACAUUAUUUUUGAAUAAAUGGAAUAUUUUGAUAUAGCAAAGUUUUAUUUAUUGCAAAUAUGUCAUUAUUUAAUAUUAAACCAUAUAUGAUUUAUAUAAAGUCGAAGUUCAGUCAUAACAUUUUAUGAUUAUUUGUUUUGUCGAAGUGGUUCAGAAAAAUAUUGAGCAAACUGUAAUUGUAAGGGUAAUAUCUUGGCAAACUAUAAUUAUAAAUUAUUGUUUAUCUCAGUGUGGAAUUUUGAAUGUUAGUAAUAAUAUAAGUCAUCUUUUGUAUAAGAUAGUGAUACGCAAUAUUGUGAUAAGUGGAGCAGGUUUUAUUGAUAACAAUACAUAUGUACACUAUUUUUGUUGAGAAUUGUUUGUUUGAUGUACAGUCUGUGCAGGAAUAUCUCUCCAAAUGUUAUAUUUGUAUUUGUACGACAUAAAACAAUAAAAUCAGUCUGAUUCAA